Molecule: messenger RNA, 1092 nt
Organism: Rhagoletis zephyria (snowberry fruit fly)
Lineage: Eukaryota; Metazoa; Arthropoda; Insecta; Diptera; Tephritidae
Source: RefSeq, a predicted model, not a curated record
GUCCAGAUUUUUGGGGCCGCCUAAACCCAAAGUGGUCUCACUGCUCCAAAGGCCACCGCCAGUCGCCAAUUGACAUUGCCACCAAGUACAUUCUCUACGACCCUAACCUGGAGCCGGUGCGCAUCAGCGGCGAUUUCGUGAAGGGUCAGCUGAUAAACACGGGUCGUGGCAUUUCCCUGGCCAUUAACACCGACAAACCGGUGACAGUGACUGACGGCCCCUUCAGCUACACCUACACCCUCUCCAACCUCAGUCUGCACUUUGGCAGGGAAAACAGUCGCGGCUCGGAGCACACCAUCGAUGAGAUGCAAUUUCCCGGAGAGCUUCAGCUGUACGCCUACAACUCGCAGCUGUACGCCAACUGGACGGAGGCAAAGAAAGAACCAAACGGCAUUGCCGCCAUCUCCGUCUUCAUAGUACUGGCCAAGAGCUCCAAUCAGGCCAAUCCAGCGCUGAAGCACAUCACCAACUCGCUUAAAAACAUUACCCGGCGUGGUCAAAGCUACAGCAUCGAGGGUAUAUCGGUGCUAGAGCUGCUGCCCACUCUAAAGCAGUACGUCACCUACGAGGGCUCGCUGACGCAACCUGCCUGUCACGAGACCGUUCAGUGGGUCAUUCUCAACCGGCCCAUCUACAUCUCCGCCUAUCAGUUUCACAUGUUGCGGCACUCGCUGAAGGGCGACGGACACCAGGACAACUUUCGGCCGACGCAACCGCUCAACAAGCGACCACUGCGCGCCAACAUCAUUGCCCAUGAUCACUUGCAGGGCAGUGCAGGCAGCGCUGAAGCCACCAAGGCAAGUGCUAAACCCCAAAAUGGAAAACUGCUCAACUUGAACAAAAACAUGCCAGAAUUCUCCAUGAUGGCCGAUGAACCGGUUCUUUCAUUAUCUGAAGAAGAUCAACAGAACAUUGAACGACUGAAUGAUUUGGCUAAAAAGCUGGACAGUGCCGAUGUAUCAUCACCAAGCAAUUCCUGGAAAGAUCCAAACAAUUCUGCGGAUGCUUUAGAAGCGUUCAGCAAGUUGACGCCGUCUACAGUUCGAGAUGCGGUCUGUCUGCCUGAUCAACUGCGACUUUACGGUUAUCGGG